Nasonia vitripennis (jewel wasp) is the source of this 11666-nucleotide messenger RNA. RefSeq names its product DNA-dependent protein kinase catalytic subunit. Lineage: Eukaryota; Metazoa; Arthropoda; Insecta; Hymenoptera; Pteromalidae. Gene Ontology annotation, molecular function: protein binding; protein serine/threonine kinase activity. Bases 325 to 11577 code for a protein of 3750 amino acids. The transcript has 23 exons. Gene Ontology annotation, cellular component: nucleus. The record is from RefSeq and is a predicted model, not a curated record. Gene Ontology annotation, biological process: double-strand break repair via nonhomologous end joining; telomere maintenance; intrinsic apoptotic signaling pathway in response to DNA damage.
CAUUUUUCCCGCCCACAUUCCAGCAGCGUCCGUAUGUAAUGUAUUCACGGUCCAAACGAGUCUACAGCGAAGUCGUGACGGUCAUAAUCUAAGAAGCAUCUCUCGGUGAAAAAUAAUGACCGUAAACUUCUCUCCAGCCAAAAAUCUGCCAAUAAUAGUCGACGCAAGGGGGGCAUUGUCGCGACGAAAGUUCAUUGCUACACGAUGUUCGCGUCCGGACCGGCAGCAAUUAUGCCAAACGUCAAAUUAUUUUACACGGAGCUGAGAGAAUCGUCUUCUAAGCGUUUUACCUGUCGGAAGUGAUAAAGAAAGGAAAGUGCGAAAAUGGAACCCGUUGAGAGCUUUAUGGAGAUGCUCGCAAGAGCCUGGCGCGUCGAUGACAAACAAGCGUUGAGGAGGAUUUUCGGCAAUGCGCCCGGCCACUUGCAGAGUGUGCCCGAUACGUACAGAGAAACUGUUUUGAGAAUGAUUUUUGAUAAGAAUAAGGGAAUCUUUAAGUUUAUCAACUCAGUAUUAGAUAUGCAAGCAUCUUGCAUAAACCAAUAUGAUGAAGUUCUAAAACAAGUUUUUCACUUACUACAAUUCAUUAUGCAAUUUUUCAAAUUGGAAUAUGAAGCAUAUAUUUUGUUAACCAAGGUUGUUUGUCUACGCUGCAUUAAAGAACAUUUUUCUUUGGCUGUUAAAAUAGAAGCUAGUAAAACUUUUAAAUUAUUAAUUCAACUUUUUCAUGCAUAUGAUUUAAAAUUAGAUGAAAUUGUUGAACUUUACAAAGACGAAAAAGUAUUCAUUAUUGUUGUUGGUGCUAUUGCCAAAUAUUGCCCUAAAACAAAUAAUUUGGAAAGUCUAGCUGACUCUAUUUAUUUAAAACUGCUUAUGGAAUUAAAUGAACAAUGCAAACUCUCAGGAAGACUGCGACAACAUGAAUAUAUAAAGGUUUAUCUAUAUUGUUUUUCAGAUAUGAUAAUGAAUUUCAAACCUUUUAAAGAAAGUUCUAACUCUGAUUAUUAUAAGAAAUUAUAUGAUAUUUUUUCAUUGUUAUAUGAGCAUCAUAGUACUUCAGAGAUAAGAAAUGAAAUAAUUUUAGUUCUGAUUAGUCAAAUACAGCAGUUCUCAACUUAUAUUUUCAAGGACUACAAAAAGUGGCACAAUCUGUUUCAAUAUUUAUGUAACAGCGAUCCAAUUAUUGGUGAAGAUGCAACAAAAGCAUUUUACAAAAUGAUGUCUUUGCAACUAAUGGAAACAUACGAUGAAGAUAUUUUUUUUAAUUUCAAAAACUAUUUUUCAAUGAAACUGGGUGAUGAGAAGUUAUCGUGCGAUGAAUUAAGUUUGGUAAUAUAUGGCUUUGGAUAUUUUUCUGCUGUGUACGCAAAGUAUUCACCAUUAGAACUUGAUGAAGUCUUCCAAAAACUUUCCUACCAAACUAUUUCUUUCCCUGCAAAAAAAAACGAUGUUCAGAUUAUUCAAAUGCUGCCAUGUUAUUUACAAGCUGUUACACAAAUUUCAAAUUAUAUGCCCAACUUUAAAACUUCUCAUCUUGAUAUAGCGAUAAAGCUCAGUGUUUUUAUCUUUGAAAAUUUUCCAGAACUAGAUGAUAGGAAUAAAUGUAAUGCAAUAAAAGCACUUAAAAUUACUUUUAAAAAUAUUUACAAGUUGGAACAAAUCUUUCAACGACAAUAUUUCGAUCGUUUGUUUUACAAACGAAUUGUAUGGUCGUGUUCACAUCCUUUGUUCAUCGAUGUUGAGCUUCAGCAAGAAAUUCAGAAUCUUUCAGAGCAUCCUGUUUUUUGUUACAAAGACUCAUUGCAACUUUGGCAUGGACUGUUGAAAACACACAAGCAUGAUGAAAUAUUAGUCAAAAAUAUCUUCAAAGAAGUUAUCUCAGUUCUAUUUAAUUUUGUUGAAAACUUGAAUUUGACUGUCAAGUCUCAGCAAAAUAAGUUUCGGCCAGAUGUAUCUUUAUCUCAUAAAGCGUUAAACGAAGCUCAUUUUCGAUAUUUUGUAAAUCUUGUUGAUUUAUAUGUAGACAUAUUUAAGGAAGUAGAAGUUAGCUUACUUCAAGUGCACGUGGAUAGAUGUUUAAGGUAUUUUAUAAAUUGUUCCUAUAAGCAUCCAAUAGUUUCCGGCUUCUACAAGCUGAUUGAAGCUAUUUUUAAAAAAUUGGAUGAUCUCUACAAUUAUGAAACUCACUUUCAUAAGUAUACACGCGAAUUAAUUUCGCAAUAUCUAGUAGACGUUCUACAACGAAUAAGUGGAUUUUCGGAUGAAUUGCUAUUAUCUUGUAUAUAUUUAGUUUUUAGCACUCCAUUAUUUUUCAUCAGAGAUAUAGUUGAUGAAACAAUUUCCGUCUUUGAAAUCGCUUUCAAAAUUGGUUUAAAGAAUAAUAUUCCGUUAACAUUUCAUGCAUUAGAAACAUUAGAAAAAUGGAGUAGUAGUUUUAAGGUUGAAUACUUGCAUGAAGUUUGUAAAAAUGUAAUAGUUUACAUUGAGCCAUACUUUGCAAUGCAACCAAAUUUUGAAGAUGAAAAAGAUAAAAGUGUGGAAGCACUUAAAAGAAAAAUUCUUUCUCUCUACAGUUCACUUGACCAGAAAAUUUUAAUGAAUAUCAUCAAUGAAAAAUCGAUUGAUACAGAUUUACUGUGGACCAAAAAAAAAUUACUACUAUUCAAACUUCAUUUCACUGACAUUCAGUUUGAAAUUAGUUUUGAUAAAUUUAUGUCCAGGGUUAUUGAACUUACAGAGACUGAAAACAGAAGGAAAAAAAUUUCUGCAUGUGAAUUUUUGCACGUCCUUGUUACCCUUUUAUUGGGAAGGAAAGUCACUGAUUGCUGUUUUAAAAAUCUAUUUUAUGUAGUUUUAAAGCUAGGAUGUGAUAUGGAUGACACGGUAUGGAAUUUAUACCAUCCAUUAGUAAUUCAACUAACUCAUUAUCUGAGUUCCAAACAAAUGAUAGAGUCAAAAGUUUCUCAAGAGUUUAUAAAUUCAUUGUUUGAUGGUUUAAGCCAAGAAUUCAAUCCUUCUUUACGAGAUUAUUGUGGUAUCUGUUUGAAAGAAUUCGUACGCUGGAUGAUAAAGCAAUCACCAGGAAAUGAUUCUUCUAAGUCUACAAACUUUAGCGAUCUUUUCAAUCGAAUAAUAAAUUUUGCACUUCAUCAAUCAAACAACAAAAAAUUGGCUGCUGUAAUAGCAUUCAAUUAUUUAUACAUAAUUCUUGAAGGAAGCAUUAGUGUAAUAAACACAUACUGGUUGGAAUUCCUGUAUGCAUUUGUUAAAUGUUUAGAAAAGUGCAAUGACAUAAGAGUUGUCAGUGCUCUUAAUAACGUAGAAAGUGUUAUAGGAGUAACACAAGGUAUACUAAAUGCAAAGAGUUUUGAUAGGAGAAGGCAUAUAGAAUUCUCAAGUGAAACUCUUCGAGGUGCUACUAUGUGGCUCUUUUCUCAGUGCGGCGUGUUGAAUGCACAUUGUAGAGAAAAAAGCAUGCAACUUUUUGAGAACCUCUGUGUUCUUGUUACUGGGUGUAAAUACGUAAAAAACUUCAUUAGUUCCUGUGGCAUUGGCUGUGUAAAUGCAAUAGCUCUUAAGAAUUUAGAUGAACAUUUCGAUAGUAUUAAUGUAAAAAAUACAAAGACUUUUUUAAGAAGUUUAGAUUUUUACAUUUGGAUGUUCAAGAAAAAAUAUUUAACACCAAAAUGUGUUUUACUAGUUGAAAAUGAUAGUGAAGAAGAAGGUAUUUUCUUGAGAUUUUUUACGAAAUUCGUAUCAAAAUUUAUUGAUAACAAUAUCACAGACAUUAUAAAAACAACGACCAAUAGUUAUAAAGAAGCUGAAGAACUGAAUAAUUCUCUGAACGCAGUCAUGUUAAAGAUCAUCGAAUUCACAUCAGUAGUAUUAGAAACCGAAGAAGAGAGAUUGGAAAAAAUUUUAAAAAAUCUUUGGAAUAAAAAUCUAAACAUAUUGAUAUCACGUUUUACGCUUUGCCCUCGCGAACUUGGACUGACUAGUAAAUCGCUCCAAACUUUGCCAUCUCACAUACUGGGCAACUGGUUUCGCUUGAUAAUGAAAAAGCUACCGGAACCUUAUUUAAAGGAAUUAAAAGAGAACUUUUUCAAUGAAAAGACUGAAGACUGCAAAAAUUUUGUCAACAUUUCAGAAAUUAUUAGCCUUAAAAAGGACGUCCAAUCUCUUGGCGAUUUCGUGUACGGUAUGAUGCUCCUGAGGAACUGCAAUUUUUACAAUCCUGAAAAAGAGCACGAGCUUUCCAUAGACUAUUCGAAAAAGAUAAUUUUAAGCAUUUUCGAAGGUCUCAAAGUUGUGAAAAUGAACGGUUACGCGAAUACAAAAGUGGAAACUAACAUUACAACGUAUUUGAAAGAUCUUCUGCGAUUUUUCCUCUUAGAAUACAAGCCCGAGCUUAUCGAAUGUGUGGUGGAUCUAAUCACCAACGAUCCAUCCUUCGCCUCCUCCUCUGAUUCCACCACGGGUUACUAUGAAGAAUUCUACGAGCCACUAAAAGUACCAAUCUUUCAGUGCAUGCUAAAGAACCCACCUCUUAGUCUGCGUAUCCUCGAUUCAAAGCUGCAUGACUCUCCAGACAAGCUGUUCGCUCUCAUUGAAAAUCUACUCUACUUUGCACAAAGCUAUCACACAAAUCAAUCCGAUAUAUUGGCUAACGAAGUAAUCAAGAAUUGUGAUAAUUACCGAGCAUUACUUGGCGAAAACGAUCGUCGACUAGACAGGUUCUUUAGCCUCAAUACAAUAGCCGUGGACUUGAAUCCUAUGGACGUGAUGCCGGCUGAUGGUACGCCUAGCGGGUUGUACGGAUGGAUCCUCGAAGAGUUUAACAAAGCCGAGAACCUGGGGCGCAAAGCUGUCAUCAUCGAGAGAUUUCUCAUCUGCAUGACUGACGAAACGAGCAAACAAAAUCCGGAUCUAACUUUGGUGUUAUGGAAUCUCAGACCCGGUAAUACGGACUCUUGGCUACGCGAACUUCGAGCCAGUGAGAUCGAAAGAUCUCGAGCUGUCCAAUGUUUAAGAUCUCUACUAAAAAUGCUAUUGGUAACCAAGUCCUGGAUAGUCUUCGAAGGCCUUAUCAAAUACGCAGCUGGCGCUUGCAAGCUUUUCGCGAAAGAAAAUAUAGCUGAACACGUUAAAUCCUACUUCACUUCAAUUGUCGCAGACAGUAUAUACCAGCUGCUCGGUAGCAUCUAUCAGAUCUUCCAAGACACGACGAUCUUUGACGAAAACGAACGGCUGGAUAUCCUCGAGUAUUUCUUACUACCAUCGUUGGAGGCUUGUCGCGUGUCUGUCGUUGGCAAAUUUUACGAGCAUACGCGCGUAGAACUCACUAACAUCCUGACCAACGGUCUGAAUGAGUUAGACCAGACCGAACGCAAUCAGAGUCUUGUGAGCCGGAUAGGGAGUUUCAGAAUCUUCGAGCUAAUGUUCGGUAGGCUGACGAGUCCAGCUAAAGGGUCGGUGGAUCUACUGCUGUUGGACAAGAGUCUCGAGAUCCGCAGCUUUUCUUCUACCGCCACAGAUGAUAAAGAAAUCGUCAGAUUGCUUCACUGCGCAGCCUUAAACUGUUGCAUUGCAGUAGUCGGUUCUAAAAGGGAUGACGAAAAACAUGCGGUUGUAUUCCGAGAGAUACCCGAAAAUAAUAUUCUCUUCUGGGAGCGGAUCGUCGACUGCGAGAGAAAGUACAAUUUUCAACCAGGGCCGCAACGCUUAACGAAAAGAACAAUCAAUAUACGCAGGACCCCCGAAGACCUGCAGAUACCGAUCGAGCCAACAUUCGAUUUCUACUUCAGCCGAUACGAUCCGACAGAUAUCGACUUUAACAAGAGCAAUAAUCCAACAGACCGAAGACAAUCGCUGAGUCUUGAAGAAGACGAGUUCAACGAGCACGAAUGCACGGCGAUGAUCACUGGCGCGAUCAUCCAUCUAUCUAAAUCGAUGACACGAUUGCCUGAUGUAGGCGACGAGGUGGCCGAAACUGACCUGCCCUUGUGGCUUCUUUGCUUCAGAGGCGCCUUUAACACCAGUCAAGAUAACGUCAGGCUUCUACUAAUGAGGAUCGUAAGCAACGCUAGGAAUGUCUUUGUCCCUUACCUCAGAUCGAUGUUCGAGGAACUUGCAAAAACCGUAACUCAUUAUCUAAAAGAGAACCCGCUGAACUAUCUCGUUAGAAACAUUUUGUUUAUAUUCAUAGAAUGUAAGUACGAUUUGAAGAGUCAGCAGGAGGUAUCGAUAGCUCAGAAGCUUUUUGAAGCUGUGAUCGAUAGAUCAAUGGAUGAGGACGACAAAGUCCGUCUCUAUAACGUUCAUAUGAUGGAAGGUCUUGUUAACAUGUGGGAGGAGCGAUUGCAGACGCCAAAUAAUCUGGAAACAAUCAUUGCCAGAGAAGGAGAGCUGUCGAUCAAGAUUGUGCUCACGCUGUUUAGACAUCGCAUUGACAUUGAUAAUCUGAUCAAGAAGCGCGAGGUGCACAAGCUCGUGAGGAAACUGAUGUUCAAGUGGCAGGAGCCUACUGCGCCGCAAGCGUUUGAAACUUUGGGCUGGAUCAUGAGAUCUAUCACGGACGAGCAGAGAGACGUUUUGAUCAAAGACGAUCUCGUGGAUUUAUUCGUCGAUAUGCAAAGAUUAAGCAAAGACAUCUGCGUCCGUAAUUUCUAUCUCACCUUCAUCGGUUGUCCCGUUUUAUCCACACGCGAGGAGUUGCGUCAAUUUAGAGAUCCAGUGCCACUAGAAAAUGAUGAACGUCGGGCUGAGUGUUUCGAGAUAUUUCUGGAGUCCAUGACGAACCUUACAUCCGAGGAGAUAUUCUCGAUGUUAAAUUCCAUGAACCUCACAGGACUAUUACAUGAUCGAGUUUUACCUUGUGUCGACGUUGGCUUCAGGAUACUUUAUAGACUUACGUUCAUUCUUGAGGAUCCUCAACUACUGCCCUUUGCCCAGGUGGUCGAAGUUUACACGAAAAGAGAGACGUUGCUGGAACAUAAGAAGAUGGCUUACGCAUUUUUCAUGCAUAUAUAUGAGAAACGCACUAAUCAGGAUAAUAGAAUGGAUGUCGAGGGUGAAUCAAGUCCCAACGCACUACUAAUUUUGAGCCGUAAAGUCCUGAUCAAUGGUACGAUCGAUCCGAGCGAUGAGGUCCAGGACUUGCUAUUGACCUUCUGGAAGGAGCGUCUCGCAGAUAUCACCUCGACUUCCCAGCGUCUUUAUCAUCUGUUCAAACUUUACACACCAGAGAUCCACGUCAGUUUUGCCCAGUUCUUUUGCGUGAUGAUGCUCGACUUAACGACUCAUUCACCUAUAGACAACCGGACCCUUUUUGCACCGUUAGCUGAGUGUUGGUUCGAAGACCACGAAGUCGCGACGUCCAGGAGAUGGGAAAGAAGAAGGAAUAGGAAUAUCAGAUCGGCGCCGUUGUUCGCUCCAUCGUUGACCGGAAUGUUGGAGUGCGCCGUUGUCGAGCAAGGCAGCCGAAUGAGGAGAUUGGAUAGAGAUGAGAGACUUCAGGAGACGCCGGCUGGAGCUUUAGCUAUGAGCUUGGAUGUGAUUGACCGGUUGACAAGGCCCAACGGACCGAUCAGAAUCGAACGCGCGCCAGAUCCUUCGAGAAUUCAAACGUCACACCAAAAUAGGCAAACUUCUACCUCAUCGCAUACGUUAGUUGACAAUUACUACGAAAGAGUUAAACAAGAAAGCCUAGAACACAGGGAGAGCGCGAAAAUAAAUCGCAGGUACCGAAUCGGCAGUUACCCAGACAUAGAGAUCACACAGUCCGACGUCGUGGUAACCCUCGACGAUAUUGUUCGCCAGGAUGCGAAAUUCGCUAACGAUCUUGUAGUCUCUAUUAUUUGCGCGAUGGCUGAGAACAUUGAAGAUGAAGCCUUCCACAGAGAAUAUAUGAAUGAGGUGGCUGAAUUUUGUCGGAGCGUGUUGAAGGAGCCGAAUGACUUUGCUCCCACUGCAAUGCGACUUUUAUUGCAGACGAAGUGUACAGAUUUUGAUGUUCAAGAUGUCACGAAAUUAGCCAAAGCCAUGGGUCAUCAGAUAUUAGGUAUACUCUUAUUGGAAAUGGUCUCAAUAGAGCGUAACAAGUCAAAGUAUACGUACCAAACGCAAAGUAUGUUUGCGAGCGCUAUUGUUCAGCCGCUGCAUCAUAAUCUCGAACUAUCCAACUUAUACCGAUCAAUUGGCGAAUAUGACGUCGUCGAGUGCAUAUCUCGCAAUUGGAUUCUACCCGCUGGUUUGGAACACUUGCGCGAAGGUUGUAUAGAGGAAGCGGAAGGCGACUGGAUUGCGGCAAAGACUAGAUACGAAAUGGCAUGGGAAAUUCUCGAUGAGACUUGCAGAGAUCACUGCGUGGACGGUUUGCUUCGGUGUUUCGCCGAGCUUUCAUCUUGGACAGAGAUCAACAAAAAAGUAGAAUCUAUCUUAAACAAUGAUUACAACACUAUAUGGCAAAACCCGAAGAAGGACGAUUUACUCCCGUGGAUAUUAACAGGACAGCUGCAAAAAAGGCUCGAUGACAUCGCUACUGGCCGGUCCUCGGCAAUCGACUUUACCGAUCAUUUGGACUCGUGGACCGACUCCUAUGGAACUGGUAUCACAAAACGCUAUGGUGACGAGCUAUGCAUGUUUUAUCUGUGCUCCGGAAAAGAGGAUUCGGAAACAACAGCCCGUCGUUGCUUGCAAGACUGCCUCGAGUACACUUGCGAGCAGUCGGUUCACCCGAUUCAACGAGUCACGAAGCUUAAGAAGAUCCGUGAGUUAGAGGCCUAUUUAAUCACGCUGAGGUCAAAGGAUCUUGCCGGCGCUGCAAAGGAGCUGAUAAAUUAUUGGGAGAAAACGCCGUUGAGUGAGGAAGAUGAUAUUUUGAUUACGAAUCAAUGUGCAAACUUUAGAUUGGCAUUCGCUAAUGUGCUGAUCGAUAAGCUGAAGGAUACAGACGCCGAUUCUGGAGUAUUAAUCGAUGUGCUAUCGGCAAGCCUUAACGAACGUUUGAAAAUCAGCGAGUUGGCAAUUGCGAACCGUAACAGACCAUUAGCAAACAAGCACGCGAUGCGUAUCGAGCGCAUCCUCAGUCAGUUCGAUAAGACCGACGUCCACUACGCAAAACUACGUGCAAACUUCGACCUGACAGCCUCUCGCUACAAAUGCAUGUGCGGCGACAGCGAAAAUAAUCCACCAAGCAAGACCGAUUACUACCUGAACGCAUGGCAACUGGCAGACGCUGUUAUAAAAAAUGAAAGCUAUAAUCUAUCUACUAGAAUUGAGGCAAAGCAACAUAUCGUCGACGUUACCUCGAACCUUCUCUCGAACAUUUCGAGCAGCGUCCACUGCAUCCAGCAUGUGAUGGAAAAUCAAUUCAGUAGGAGUAUUCUUGAUGUAGAGAGAGCCGAUCAAGUUUGGGAGAAGGUUUGGGAUUAUAGAGAGAAGAUGCUAAAGGAUGCCUGUAAAGAAGGAAGUAACAAAGAGAUGGCAGAAAGUUACACGAAAUUCAUAGAGUAUUGUUGUGGAUUAAUUGAUGAGACUAGCGAUCGCAAUCCCUAUCUGCGUGAAGAACUUGUUUCCGCCGUUCUGACAGGUAUGAGCUUGGGGUCAACGAAAGCUGCUAGAUAUUUUUCCCGCCUGCUGAGCACCUCGCUGUAUACGAGUAAAGAUACGCUUAACGCAUUCAUUGAAAAAUGCAAAGCUGUACCUACCUGGCUGUUUUUGUCGUGGCAGGAACAAAUUCAAUCGUGUUUGGUUUCUUCGCUUAUGUCGAUUAUCUUACCAAUCGUUGAAAGAUUAGCGAAAGACUAUCCGAGUGCAAUCAUUUACGAUUUUAGAAGAAUUUGCCAAGACUAUCCGAAUUUGCGAAAUGAUUCAACGAUCGAUAAUAUAUACAAGACGCUAUUCUCCGAAGUAAGAACAGAAACGUUUUUCAAAGCUAUGGAAUAUGUAUGCCAGCCCGAACAAUACCUACAGCACAAUUUGCUAUCACUGCUUCGUUUAGCCAACGAUCGCGAGAUAUUUUUUAAAGCUCUCGAUUCUUUCCUUGAAAAGAUCUCUGAAACGUCGAAUCUAGAUGCUCAUCUGAAAGGUCCUGUAUACAAGGAGGUUUUCGCGGAACACCGAGAUGUCAUCAGGAAACUCAAAACCAUAUCAAACAAUGAAAGGGUUGAAGCGCGAAUACAGAAACUCUGCGCCGAUUUGGACAUAUCUAUGUCGACAAGGCUCAGAAAUCAAAAGUCAAUAAAAUCUUCACAACUAGCUAAUUAUAGUCCAUAUCUGAGCGAUUUUGUAGGAGAAGAUAUAGGUAUGGAGGUUCCGGGUCAGUACAUCGGCGAUAAAAAACCAUUAACACAAUCUCACGCUAUGAUUACAAGGAUAGAGGGUUUAGUUGAAGUUGUCAAUGGAUGUGGAUACCUGAAAAUCAGUCUACUCGGAACGAAUGCACAAAGUAAUGAAUUUCUUGUCAAAAUUGGUGCAGACUUACGAUGCGAUCAGAGGAUGCAAAGGAUUUUCAAACUAACAAAUGAGACUAUGCUUAAUAAUAUCAAAUGUAAGAGAAAAAACUUAUGUAUAUGUACCUACAAUGUUGUACCUCUCUCAAAAUCAAUGGGGCUCGUUCAAUGGAUCAGUAAAUCAAAGUCAUUGAAGGAAUUUAUAAGACUUUGGACACCAAAUAAGUCAGACCUAGACAUAGCAGCAGCUAAAUAUCAAAGUUGGAUAGAAGAAGCCGCAAUCGAUAAAACAUCUUCAAAAAGUGAAAUUCACAAACAGGCUUUAUUAAAAUACGAGGCGAAAGACGUAGUGGCAAAGAUUGACGAACUCUCAGGCAGCUUCAGUUGGGAUCUUUUACGAAAAACUUUUAUGCAGCUGAGUCAAUCGUCGGAGGAUUUCUUCAAAUUACGACAAAAUUUUAUAAGAAAUUACGCAACAAUGUGCGCUAUUCACUGGCUCAUGGGUGUAGGCAAUCGGCGUUUAGAAAAAAUCCUCAUUGAAAAGAAAACGGGAAAAUGUUUUGGUCUAGAUUUUAGUGUAGCUUUUGGUGCAGGAGUUGAUCAACCGAUUCCUGAGCUCGUACCAUUCAGAUUGACCACGCAGAUUCUGGGACUGUUAAGGCCGUUUGGAGAAAAAGACUUGCUUGGAUCCACAAUGAGCUGUGUGCUCGAUUCUCUGAGAAAAGACAAAAACUUGAUUUUAACUUGUCUUUACGCUUAUUUGAACGAACCACUGAAUUGGGAUGAAACGUUAAAUGAAAUAAGGAGGGGAAGCAAUAAAAACACAACAUGGCUAACCGAGAAAAAAAUUCAAAUAGUACGAAAGAAAUUAAACGGCGUUAAGCCUUCGGACGUUACGUUAGAUGAAUUAUUGUGUUCGUUUAAAGGUAAUGAUGUUGAGGAGAAAAAAUAUUUUGCCUUGUACAAGAAUAUUGUGAAUGGCACUGAGCUUCAUCAUUUCACAGCCAGAUCUUUUAUGAGUCAAGCUAUUCUCACACCUGAAGAACAGGUUCUCUGCUUACUGGAUCAAGCAACAGACAAGAACAUACUAGGGCGAAUGCCAACAAAAUGGAUACCUUUCCUAUAAUAUUGCCUCGCACUAAUUAUAAAUUGUGUAUAUUUCCAUAUAUGUAUUAUAAUGUAAAUAGAAAUAUUUUUGAUAUUUUUAGUAGAAAA